AACAACGUGGGCAUAGGAGCUUCUUGUAGCAACACUUUCCAUAGUGGUGUAGAGCGUCGUCCAUCGGCUCCACGUUAGUACAUUUCCAAAAACGGCAAAUCAUGCAAAAGCCAAAAAUCAUUGGCGAAGAGCGUGGACACGGGCCUGUUUCCACAGAUGGAAAGGUCCCGACCCGGCCCAGAAUCUGACCUACACAAAAUAUUUGAAAGGAAACCGAGAGCACCGACGCAAGGUUGGGAAAAAGCGAGAUAGCCGUUAGAGUGAGAGUGAGAGAGAGGCAUCGUGACUUUUCAAUUGGUAUUAAAAUCGGACGGUUGAGAUUAAGUAGCCGUUGUAUUCAAAACAAGACGAACACACAUGGCCGUUCUCUCCGUGCCUAAUUUCGCUUUUAAUUUCUUUUCCUUUUUAUUCUGGUAUGUGAAUCUCUGCUCAUAAAACCCCAAGAACAAACUGAGAGAGACAGAAAGAGAGAGAGAGAGAGAGAGAGAGAGAGAGAGAGAGGCUUAACCCAACUCGGCCAAAUUCAAUAGCCUCUCUCGGGCCGCUUAAAGAUUCAAGCUUUGAUCAUUGAUCUGGGGCGUAAAGACUCGACCUUUCGUCAAGGUGCUUUCUUUUGGGUUCUAAUGUGUUGCGGCUGGUUUUAAAGGUGAUCGAAAUGGGUUCCAAGGAGAACAAUCAAGGUCUCGUUAGGCCUGCAAAUUUCCAAGGUCCAAGAUUGUUGGGGGGUUCCAAGUUUGUGAAGGAGAUUGGGCACAAUCAUCGAGCGGCACUAAGCAAUAUCACCAAUUUCAAAAGAGAGGCUUCUGGGAAUGAUGCGGCUGGUGAUAAGAAAUUGUCAAAUCUGGGACAUAGACCCAUUACAAGGAGGUUUGCUGCACAAAUGGUCCAGCAAUGCCCAAAGGAAUCUGAGGAAGUCAUUGUGACUACAUUGGUUCCAAAUCCUAGUGGUGUUAGGGAUUGUGAUCAGGAAAUUAAGAAACUGAGCUCAUCUACCGUCAAUCCUAGUGGUCUUGUGGACUGUGAGAUCAUAGAUGUGGAGGACAGUGAGGAUGAAGAUUCUGAUGCUGUGCCAAUGUAUGUGAAGCACACAGAAGCUAUGCUAGAUGAGAUUGAUAGGAUGGAGGAGGAUGAAGAAUCGGAAGAUCCCAUUAUGGAUAUAGACACCAGCUGCAUUAAGGAUCAACUCAGUGUUGUGGAGUACAUAGAUGACAUCUAUGCACACUACAGGAAAACUGAGAAUCAAAGCUGUGUCUCCCCCAGUUACAUGGCCCAGCAACCUGACAUUAAUGAGAAGAUGAGGGCUAUUCUUAUCGACUGGCUUAUUGAGGUCCACUACAAGUUUGAGCUUAUGGAUGAGACGUUAUUCCUCACCAUCAAUCUUAUAGACAGAUUCUUAGAGCGUCAAGUGGUGGUCAGAAAGAAGCUUCAGCUGGUUGGUGUGACAGCCAUGUUACUAGCCUGCAAGUAUGAGGAGGUUUCUGUCCCAAUCGUGGAGGAUUUUGUUCUGAUAUCAGACAAGGCAUAUACAAGGAAAGAUGUCCUUGACAUGGAGAAAUCAAUGGUCAACAAGUUACAAUUCAACUUUUCUGUUCCUACCUCAUAUGUUUUCAUGAGGAGAUUCCUCAAGGCUGCUCAGUCUGACAAAAAGCUUGAGCUUCUGUCCUUCUUCCUCAUUGAGCUAUGCCUAGUGGAGUAUGAAAUGCUAAAGUUUCCACCAUCUCUGCUAGCUGCUGCAGCAAUUUACACCGCUCAGUGUAGUCUUUUAAGGUUCAAGCAGUGGAGCAAAACCAGCGAGUGGUAUACCAAUUACUCAGAAGAUGAACUUCAAGAAUGCUCAAGGUUGAUGGUUACUUUCCAUCAGAAGGCUGAAACUGGUAGGCUAACAGGAGUGCAUAGGAAGUACAGUACUUGGAAGUUUGGCAAUGCUGCUAAAGCUGAACCAGCUGAGUUCCUCCUGAAUCCCUGACACUUCUGCGAGUUGAUGAUCAAAUUUAAGGGGCGAAAGCAUUACUAAUUUCAAGGUCUUUCUUAAGUUGUCACUGAGCAACAGAAGUUGCCCUGGGGGGUCUUAGUGAAACCACAUAUGGGGAUGAUGGGUUUCUUCUUUUGUUGCCAACACAAACAUCUACUUGAGCGUCGUCUGCAUUCUGCAGAUAAUAAUUUCUUAGUAGUUUUCCAUUGACUUAAUGUUUUCUAAGUUUCAAAUGGUUGCUUUGAUGUGAAUAUCCAAAUGGUUGCUUUAUGUGAAUAUAUGUGUUUGGUCUCUUGCUACU
Molecule: messenger RNA, 2273 nt
Organism: Rosa chinensis
Lineage: Eukaryota; Viridiplantae; Streptophyta; Magnoliopsida; Rosales; Rosaceae
Product: G2/mitotic-specific cyclin-2
Exons: 11
Coding region: 656-1966 (436 amino acids)
Biological process (GO): mitotic cell cycle phase transition; regulation of cyclin-dependent protein serine/threonine kinase activity
Cellular component (GO): nucleus; cyclin-dependent protein kinase holoenzyme complex; centrosome
Molecular function (GO): cyclin-dependent protein serine/threonine kinase regulator activity
Source: RefSeq, a predicted model, not a curated record